AUGGCUUCUUUAAGGCUGGAUUCAUCUACUUCAUCAAUUGCACCCGUUGAACAGCUUCCUUUUGAGGUUCCCAUCAUUGAUGACAAUGAGCCACUCGUUGACGUGGUUCGAAAACUUCAGAAUUAUAUGCUCGUCGCUAUAAAUGACGUUGCAUGCACCUUUGAAGAGCUGAGGUUCUCCCCUCAUGGCCAAAACCUCAGGUUGCUCCUGUACUCCUUGGCUGACAAUUCACACAACCCUUGUAUCAUCUCUGCUUUGAUGAUUUUAAAAUGGCAGUUCAGCAACGAGGCGGAGAACGAUUGGGGUUUGAAUGAAAGCCGAGGAUAUGCCUGCGAAUAUGUCGCGUGGCAGUUUCUCUGCCACAUUGACCAGCGUGAAACCAUUGAGUAUCUCCUUGAGGAACUCAAGAUUCCCAUACAAAGUGGUAUAAAUAUCACGCAAGCGGAGAGAGGCACUUCGGGGUUUGCGUCGGCGGCUGGCGAACCCUUCACGCAAGAGGGUGAAAGGACCCCUUUAUUGUUAAGCUCAUCUUCCUCGCUUUAUCAUUUCUUCGGCGGCAACAGACGUACAGGGAGUUCUCUCGACAUCAAUGAGCCGGGAUCCAACGCGUCUGCAAGCGAUGCAUAUGAGCUUGAGAGAUUGUCGAGGUUUUUUGGACUUAACGCACUGGAGAUUGCAACAAUUGCACACGCAAAAAGGUUCCUCAGUCAGAAAGUGGUUCAGAAAGUGAUAGACAAUAUUUGGAACGGCGAGAUUGUCUUCUGGGACUCUUUGAGCGUGCACUCGAAGAAAAAGCCCCAAUUCUUUAACAAAAGGACGGCAGAUCCAUAUUCACGGCUGAGAGUACCAGUGUACCGGAAGGCCUUCGAAGCUGCCUUCUUUGUCUCAUUCCUGUUUCUCUAUUAUGCUGUCUUAGUGGAGAGGAAGCCUACUGGAAUUGGAUUGUUUGAGACCAUGAUGUACAUCUGGAUUGCUGCUUUCGCAUAUGAUGAAGUUAGCGGGAUGGCUGAUGCGGGAAUGCUCUUCUAUCAGAUGGACUUUUGGAGUGCUUGGAAUAUGGGCAUUAUUGGCACAGGGCUUGCCUUUGUCAUUACCAGUGAGUCAUUUGCGCACCCGUUUCAGAUUCUGACACGAGAGCUGAACAGGAUCUGCUCCCUUGUCAGCCUGAACUCUUAUUUUGGAAGUCUGACCAAAGCGUUUUUUCGAUUCAUCCCGGUGGUUGUAGUGCUGUACCUAGGGUUCUUGACUACAUUCACCAUGCUUGCGCGUGACCGCCUCUCUCUGCGGCAAAUGUCGUGGAUUUUGGUGAAGGUGUUCUUUGGGUUGAUUUUCGUUUCCAUGACCAACUUGUUGUUGAUUUCGUCGUUGGUCAGUUUAAUGAGCAUGAGUCUGGAAGGGGUCAUGGCCCAUGCCCGCGAAGAAUAUCUCUUUCAGCUGUCUAUCUAUGUCCUGGAAAGUAGCAAUUCCCGGCGCUUGACGUACUUCAUGCCCCCCCUGAAUCUCAUCCCCCUCCUCUGUAUCCGCCCCAUGAGGCUCUUUUUACCUGCAGAGCACAUCCGCCGGGUGCGCAUCGUGUUGCUCCGGGCCACCCACCUACCGUUUGUCGCACUGAUCUGGGCCUAUGAAUCUAGCCGCCGCUACGUUUCUCGGAGAAAUAGCCAAUUCCCGCCCACCGCGACAACGACAACAGGGAACAGUCGACCGACGUCUGCCAUCCCGAUGGGGUUCUCUCUCUCCACGCACCAGGCCCCGCUCCAUGCCUCCGCACUCGAAGGGCGUUCGUUGGGAUCCAGCCGGCCCAGGGAACGGUCUAACCCGGGUCAGCAACCCGAGGCGCGCGGACCAAGCUCGGGGCGGCGCGGCCGUGGUGAGACCGCGGAUAUGAUCGACGAGGUGGAACGGUUGCGCACUCAAGUGGAGCGAGUGGCUGCUCGGAUGGCCUUUCACCAGCGAGGCCAGUUAUGA
This is a messenger RNA of Aspergillus ibericus CBS 121593, 1965 nucleotides long. RefSeq lists its product as uncharacterized. The transcript is spliced from 11 exons. The coding region runs from base 1 to 1965 and encodes 654 amino acids. The record is from RefSeq and is a predicted model, not a curated record. NCBI's taxonomy places the organism in Eukaryota, Fungi, Ascomycota, Eurotiomycetes, Eurotiales, Aspergillaceae.